Messenger RNA from Hypanus sabinus (Atlantic stingray), 1108 nucleotides. RefSeq names its product oxidized low-density lipoprotein receptor 1-like. Gene Ontology annotation, biological process: cell death; lipoprotein metabolic process; inflammatory response. Lineage: Eukaryota; Metazoa; Chordata; Chondrichthyes; Myliobatiformes; Dasyatidae. The record is from RefSeq and is a predicted model, not a curated record. The coding region runs from base 267 to 1097 and encodes 276 amino acids. The transcript has 9 exons. Gene Ontology annotation, cellular component: signaling receptor complex; plasma membrane. Gene Ontology annotation, molecular function: low-density lipoprotein particle receptor activity.
UCUCCGUAGCCUCGGGACCCGGCGAUCUGCCAGUCACUGGACAGACAGACCGUUUCAGCGCCACCUACUCAGUGCUGAGUCUUCGGAAAGAAGAACGUCUCAUCGAUGAGAAUGAAUAUCCUCCCAUCGCCUCGGGACCCACCGAAAUAACAGUGACUACACACGCAGACGGGCUGAACUCCACCUACUCAUUUCUGAAACUUCCGGAAGACGAAUAUCUCGUGGAAGAGUAUGAAGAUCCUCCCAUUGCCUCGGGACCCGCCGAAAUGUCAGUGACUGCACAGGCAGGUCCGCAUAAAGAGCAGACGAACGAGAACAUUGGAAAUAGACCGGACCGUAAGAUCUGUCUACUCUGCCUGGUUACGUUCGUACUCUUCGCGACAGUGGUCGGGCUCUCGAUCCAUGUGUCACAGAUUCGUCAGUCUCAGAUCACAUCCGACAGAAAUUACCAUGAGUUAAACUCAACCCUUCAAUCCAAGAUAUCCGAGAAUACCCACCUGAAUUUCUCCCGGAGAACAUGUCUGAAAAAUCUCUCUGCGCUCAACUCUAAUCUAUCCGAUCUUAACCGAAUGCACAGCGAUCUCCGUCACAAGUUCACGGAGAUGGAAACGAAGUACAGAUCUGCCAACGAAACCAAGGCUCGAAUCUGUGAAUUGUUGACCAGCAGAAGAGUGCAAGCGUGUCCUCAGGACUGGAUCGAAAAUGAAGGUCGGUGUUAUUUCGUAUCCACCUUGGAGAAAGCUUAUGAUGUGGCCAGGGAACAUUGUUCAAACUUUGAUGCAAGGCUCCUCGAAAUAAAUUCAAACCAGGAAGAGAAGUUUGUUUCCAGUGCUGUCUCCCGAUACGUAUUAUACUGGAUUGGAAAAUGCGCAGACAGGAAUGUGGCCUCUGAUCUUAUGUACGAGUUGAAUUAUGGAUCGCCCACCUGCCGUAAGUGCGAAUCGCAAGGAUGGAGUUACAGUUCCAGUUACAGUUGCAAACCUCAGUGCCAUCUUUCCUACAGCUGGGAGACAAGAACUGAACACCGGACUCCAAGCGCGGACUCACCGACCUUUUCUGCGACUACAACGUCACUUCAGUGCGGUGCAACGAUGUAAAAUUAACGUAA